AUGGACACGCUGGAUGAUGAGCAAAAGGCCCUGCUGUGGCGAAAUUUAUUGAGCAUUGUUAGUGUAAUUGGAGGUUUUCGACCCUCAGAAGAUAUCACCAAAUUGCGAAAUGAGAACGAACAGUUACGACAGGAGAACCGACUUCUUCGAAAGCAACUUGAAACGUUCACUCAGACGACACCUAGAGUUGCGAGAACGUCACAAAGCGAGAUAUAUGAUGAAGACCCUGAUUUGACGGAUAUUUCACCCACAAAGUCCGAACAAGACUCGCAAACCUCUAAUGUGUCGAAUGUUAGUUUUCCAAAGAGAAGGUUGUUAGAGGAAAGCCUUGAUUUUGAUAACGUUAAAAAGAUCAGAGUAGAAUCUGAUGUGGAUGUAUCGCAGAUUUACGAUUCACAAGGUAGUAAUCAGCACGAAGAGUGUGUUGACUUUCACAGUCUAUUGAGCAAUAAAAAAAUCAAUCUAACCGGGAAUCCUAAAAUGAAUCGGCCGUGGUAUCGUGAGGAUUUCACUACAAAUCCCGAAUACGUGGAAUAUAUCUCUGACAGGGGAGUCCCGAUAAAAAUGCUUCCUCCUCAUAUUCGUAAGUAUUAUAUUAGACAGAAGGACUACAUCAGAAAACUUGCGAUAAAGGGUUUUGAAGUGGAAGAUUCCCCUCUCAAAGACAAGGAGAACUGUGACUUUGGAGGACCUGUAACUCCAGUGCAAAAUCCAGAUAUAUACUAUUUAGAUUCCAGCAUAAGGGAAGUUUGUAAGUAUGAAAUCAACGCAUCCAAUCUUGACAAGUACUUAAAGACCUACCCAAAUAUCUUGAAAAGUGACACGGCUAGAGAAUGGGAGGUGGAAGAUAGCCUGCAAACCAGUGAUGUAUGUGCCGACUUUUUGUUAACACAAGAAGUUUUAGAACGAAACGCAAUGGCACGUGAGCGUUCCGGAUUGAAGGGACUACAGAUGCUAUUCCAGGCAUGUCUUGUAGUUGAAGGCGGUAAACAAGUGGGCAAGUACGUUUUCAAAAAGGAGGAAUACAAUACCCUGGUAUGUUCUGGAAAUUUUGUCAUAGACCUUGGUGUUUUUGCAUAG
This is a messenger RNA of Pichia kudriavzevii, 1080 nucleotides long. RefSeq lists its product as uncharacterized. Lineage: Eukaryota; Fungi; Ascomycota; Pichiomycetes; Pichiales; Pichiaceae. The record is from RefSeq and is a predicted model, not a curated record. The coding region runs from base 1 to 1080 and encodes 359 amino acids. The transcript has a single exon.